Molecule: messenger RNA, 6192 nt
Organism: Anastrepha ludens (Mexican fruit fly)
Lineage: Eukaryota; Metazoa; Arthropoda; Insecta; Diptera; Tephritidae
Gene: hppy
Product: mitogen-activated protein kinase kinase kinase kinase 5
Exons: 13
Coding region: 103-3516 (1137 amino acids)
Biological process (GO): protein phosphorylation
Molecular function (GO): ATP binding; MAP kinase kinase kinase kinase activity
Source: RefSeq, a predicted model, not a curated record
CUGCCAUAGGCGAAGCGUAUACAGAGCAAUGAAUUGGCUGCCAUUAAAGUCAUCAAACUCGAGCCCACCGAUGACAUACAAAUCAUCCAACAGGAGAUUAUUAUGAUGCGCGAUUGUCGACACAAAAAUAUUAUCACCUACUAUGGUUCGUAUUUGCGACGCGAUAAAUUAUGGAUCUGUAUGGAGUAUUGUGGUGGUGGAAGUCUACAGGAUAUCUACCAAGUGACUGGGCCGCUGGCCGAACAACAAAUCGCCUAUAUGUGCCGCGAAACAUUGAAAGGACUCGAGUACCUGCAUACGAUGGGAAAAAUGCAUCGUGAUAUCAAAGGCGCCAACAUUCUGCUGACCGAACAGGGCGACGUCAAGUUGGCGGAUUUCGGGGUGUCGGCACAGAUAACCGCCACGAUCAACAAGCGGAAAAGCUUUAUCGGUACACCAUAUUGGAUGGCGCCAGAAGUGGCCGCAGUGGAACGCAAAGGGGGCUACAAUCAAUUAUGUGAUAUAUGGGCGGUGGGCAUAACGGCAAUUGAACUUGCUGAACUCCAACCGCCAAUGUUCGACUUGCAUCCGAUGCGUGCGUUGUUCCUAAUGUCAAAAAGUGGUUUCAAACCGCCCACAUUAAACAACAAAGAGAAAUGGAGUCCCACCUUUCAUAAUUUUGUGAAGACGGCACUAACGAAGAAUCCUAAGAAGCGUCCCACCGCCGAGUGUCUGCUGAAGCAUCCGUUUGUGCAGGGCGAGAUGUCGGUGCGUGUGGCCAAGGAGUUGCUGCAAAAAUUCUUAAGUCCAAAUCAGCAAUUCUACUACUAUUUGGAUGGAGAGGAGGAGACUGUCGCCAGCGUACCACAACGAAUAGCAAGUAAAAUGACAUCAAGGCCAAAUGGUAUUUCACCGCAAAAUCACACUUUGAAAACAGGCGUGACGACGAAUUCGCAAUGGAAUGAUCGCUCAUCUAGUCCCGAGACGUUGCCAAGUGACAUGAGCCUCUUACAGUAUAUUGAUGAGGAGCUAAAGCUAAGAGCCACGCUGCCAUUAACCGAUACCAAAGAUUUGCUUCGCACCGAGUGCCACUGCUCUUUCAAUGGGGGAAAUGGCAACGGCAAUGGAGGUGGAGGUGGAGAUGGAAGUGGAAAUGGAAGCGGAGAUGGAGGUGGCGGUAUCAACGAAACCUCGGCGCCAUCAGCGCCAGACGAUAUCAGCAGCUCCUCUACGACAUCCGCGACUUCAUCAGCAGCAACCACAACAGUGAAUGGUGGCGGCGGAGCUGUCGGUUUGGGGCAUUCUAUGUCCGCCUACUUGGGAUUAGGUAUUGGCUUUUCCAAUUUACGCACAACUUCAGUUGAUGCGGUGGACAAUAAUGUCAAUCACGAAAGCGGCGCUCGGCAUCAGCAGAUACAGCUACACCAACAGCAGCCACAUUAUCACCGCCAUCAUCAUCAUUACAUGCACUACACCAACAACAGUAACAGUAGCAGCAACAGCAAUGGGAGCCACGCUGGCAACAAUAUGCAUUCACGCUCAACUAGCGCCAUCGGCCUCUCGGCUUCUUCCUCUAGCAUGGCUAAUGAAACAACAAUUGCAACAACAACGACAAUGAAUGGACAAUCGCAACACACAUCAUUAACGUCAUCAUCGUAUAAUCCAUUUGAUAGUUUUAGUUGCGAUGGCAGUGGUGGUGGUGACGGUGUUUUAGAUGGUAUUGUUAGUGGUACUAAUGGUGGCGGUGUCAGGGGUGGUAUAACAGGUGGUGUGUUAGGUGUUGAUAGGAAUGGCGUUAGUGGUGUUGGUGGUGCUGGUGGUUUUGGUGAUGUUGGUGGUAGUGUCGGCGACAUUGGCGCCUCCCCAUCACCUUCUUCAUCCACGUCUGCGUUUGCUCGUGAUGUACUCAUGCAUUCCUCUGCUUCUACGUCGCAUUUGUUCACAAAUUUGCUGCGUAAUAAUGGCACCAAUUAUUUUAAUAGCAACACUUCAGCUACCGAUUCGGCAACAACCAUUGGCGCAACUGCUGCAACAGCGACGUCGGCAUUGUCAUCGGCAACGUCCACCUCGACAGAAUUGACCUCUGGCGAAUGCACACCCACAUCUACUCAGGCGAUUGGCGGCAGCAACGACAAAAAUUGUGAUUAUAGACAUGAAAGUAACCAGAAUGGUUUGGAGGACUCACCACGUCGCCAUAGCUCAAUGGACCAACUAAUUGGCCUACUGAAUGAGAUGGGAAAGUCUUCGAGAACUCGUAGCCUCAGCGAUGGUGGCACACAAGAGGAUGAAAUGGAGAAAGAAGCGCAGCCGGAUUUGCUGAAUAAUACGCCUCCCGUGCCUCCUAAACGUUCCCAUCGUCGUCGUCACACCCCGCCACGCCCUAUUUCUAACGGUCUACCGCCGACGCCCAAGGUGCACAUGGGCGCCUGCUUCUCCAAGAUCUUCAACGGUUGUCCGCUACGCAUACACUGCACCGCCUCGUGGAUACAUCCAGAGACACGGGAUCAGCAUCUGCUUAUUGGCGCCGAUGAAGGCAUCUUCAAUCUAAACAUGAACGAGCUUCACGAUGCGGUUAUCGAUCAGCUGUUUCCGCGGCGCACCACCUGGCUGUAUGUGAUCAAGGACGUGCUUAUGAGUCUAUCAGGCAAAUCCUGCCAGUUGUAUCGACACGAUCUGAUCGCGUUACAUUCCAAACAAACGCAUCGCUUCUCGCUUCACAUGAACAAAAUACCCGAAAGACUGGUACCGCGCAAAUUCGCGCUCACCACCAAAGUUCCCGACACCAAAGGCUGCACUCAGUGCUGCGUCACACGCAAUCCCUACAAUGGCUACAAAUAUUUGUGCGGCGCUACGCCUAGCGGCAUCUUCCUCAUGCAGUGGUACGAUCCGCUGAACAAAUUCAUGCUGCUCAAACAAUGCGAAUGGCCGGCAACGAGCAUACUGGGCGGGGGGCAUGGCUGCGUUCUAAAUGGUCACACACCCGUUUUCGAGAUGAUCAUUACCCCAGAGCUGGAGUAUCCAAUCGUGUGCACGGGCGUACGAAAAGCGCUCAACGGAUGCCUCAAGCUGGAAUUGAUCAAUAUGAACAGCGCAAGCUGGUUCCAUUCCGACGAUCUGGAUUUUGAUGCUAUGGCAACAAUGGUGCCGCGGCGCGAUCUGCUGAAGGUGGUGAAAGUGCAUCAGAUCGAAAAGGAUGCGAUACUUGUCUGCUAUGGCAACAUCAUACAAGUUGUCACGCUCCAAGGCAAUCCGAAGCAACACAAGAAAAUGGUGUCACAACUCAAUUUCGAUUUCAGUGUGGAUAGCAUAGUUUGUCUACCGGACAGCGUACUAGCAUUCCAUAAGCACGGCAUGCAAGGCAAGUCGUUACGCAACGGAGAAAUAACGCAGGAAAUCAAGGAUAUGAGUAGGACAUAUCGACUGCUCGGCUGUGAUAAAGUCGUCGCUUUGGAAAGUCAAUUGCUGCGCACCGGUUCGCUGGGCAGCGAGGAGGGACAUGAUCUUUACAUUCUAGCUGGUCAUGAGGCCAGUUAUUAAUUAACUAGUAAAUAACUAUAGUUGUAGUUGUAAAAAUGCAAUUAACUAUGUAAAGCAAGUGAAACAAAAUAUUAUUCUUACCACUCAAAGAAAUUGAACAAAAUGACUUACAUAUACGAGUAAAUAUAAAAGGAAAAUGAGAAUGUGAAAUUAAGUAAAUGAUGAUCGGAAAAUAUAAAAGCAUGGUAUCAUUAAAAUUAUAAAGCAAAAAUUAUUAAAUUUCUAGUAAAAACAUAACAAAUAAUUUAUAAGUAUUCUCUAGCGUCCUUUUUCGUUGUAAAAUUGCACAUAUAAUUUUUAGAGUUUUUACAUUUCCCGAAAGUAUGAAAUGUUACGCUGCGCUAAUGCCAAAGCAUUUUGAGAUUAAAUGGAAGCAGUCCAACAUUGAAUUUUGUUGGCAUGCAUUUUUUUAUUGUACAGUAUAGUUCGAGCAAUGGAAAUUAAGCAAGGUCUAUUAAAAAUAGAAUAAGGAGCAAAAGAAUUGUUAAAAUGUAAACGUUUAUACUGCAAUCGCAUAGUUACUUUGACAUGUUUGCAACAAAUUUUAGUUUAAUGGCAUUUCUUAGCUGCGAUAAAUGCUCUGUUCGGUCGAUACUAUCUAAAUACUACAUAUACAUAUAAACUUAAUUUACGAAUCUAUUUUGUAACUUUUCACGCUAUUUGAAUACAAGGUAUGUAUUAGAAACGAAAAAGGGCAAAUGAUUAUGUUAACAUCAAAGUUAUUGGAAUAUUAUGAAAACCGCUGAAAGUAUGAAAUAUAAAACACUGCGAGAAAGUGGGUUAAAAAUUAUAAAGCCAAUAACGUAUUGCUUGAACUUUAUAGUAAAUAAAACUAAAUAAAAAACGAUAAAAAAUAAGACAACAACUGAUUUCUAAUGAACACAAGCACAUAAAAUAUUUAAAAUAAACUCACAACAAGCAAACCGAUUUAGUAAUACAAUACAUAUAUUUUAGCUAGGGCUGUGCGAUCAGUCAUCGUUCAAAACAGUUUCAAAUUCACAAUAAAUUUAUAUUCACAUUGUGAUCCACUAAUUUUAAAACGAUUACAUAAAUUAUGCGCUUAGCCCCAUUUUCCAGAGCACAUUAACAGAAUAUUGAAAAAAAUGGGCACGAAAUUACAAACACAAACAAAAAACUAUUUAAAACUAAAAUUAAAUAAAUAGUCAACAAAUAAACCCCGAACAUGUUGUUUGAUAAAGUAGAUGAUUGGAUUUUAGAUUAAAUUAAGUAGAAUGAUAAAUGUGAAUGUUAAGCUUAAGAAAGUAUAUUUUUAAAUAUAUAUAUACAUACCAUAUAUGGGCGCAUACACUCCGCUGUAAUCCGCGAAUGAUGUAUUAAAACACAUAAAACAAUGGAAGGUGUGUGCGAUUUAGCUAGGUUUUUCUUCAAAUAAUGUCGUUGUUGUAAUUGCCUAAAAUAAUUCAUAAACAGUUUUUGGACGUAUGCUGCUGGAAUGGCAGUCCACGGCCGAAUGCGGCAGUCGUUCGGUGAUGUAGGCCUUCGGUAGUGGUGCGCUCCAAUACUGCUCGUCUAAACUCCUCGGUAACAGCAGCAAUAACAUGAAACGCCACUUUUUUAUAUAUAUUUUUUAUAACUUUUAUUGCAAUUUUGGUUGUUUCGGAAACCCGAUAGAUCGCACCACCUUGAAAAUAUAUUUCAUAUAUUUAACGAACAAACGAGACCCCACUUCGAUCGUACAAUAAAUUAACAAAUUUAUUAAAUACAACUUUAAUUAAUGAAGAAAAAGGGAAAAAUGUAAAAUUAAUUUUCAUAGUAGGAAAAUAUGUAUGAAAAUAUGGUAUUGUUAUAUAUAUGGAUAAAAACUUAUAUAUUAAAUUAAAAAGUUGGUUUAAACAGAGAAGACAUGGAUUCAAAAAUUAAAGCGGUCGCGGAAUGUCAGAGUGUCGAUAGGCGAAGACGAUGAAGGAAUCGUAGUGAAUUUUAGUGAUACAAUUAGAAAUCGAUAAUUAGAUAUUUAUUUUGACGAAAGGAAAAAUACAUGAAUCAAUAUUUUAAGCUGGAAUUAGCAGGAAUGUAGUUGUAGAAGUACAGCAAGCGAACGAUUUAAUAAAAAAAUAUAUUUAAAUAUAUAUACAUACAUGUAUGUAUAUUAAUUUUCUCAUUAUUUUAAGCAAAAAUACAAUUAUUAAAAUAGAGUUACUAUACGCUAUUAAAAAUGUUAGAUUUUAAUGUUGAGAAAGAAAUGUAUUUUGAAGAAGAAAAAAUGGGCAACAAUAAAAUAAAAUGGUAAAUUCGAAAAUCAAAUUGAAGCGCGAUGUUAGACGUAAACGGCGAAGUACUGAAGUUGAAGUUUAAUUCAGAAAUUUGUACACAAGCAAAUAGAGAAUUUUUUGGUAAACAAGUAAUGUAACGUAAGGUAGCGUAGACUGUAAAGAUAUGUACGAGUAUGUGUGUAUAAGGAGAGCAGCGAUUUCUAUUGGGUAUUAGACAUAAAAUAAUUUAAAAACUAGUAUGAAGAAUAAAAACACUAUAGUUCGUUGAAAAGAAAUAAAAUACUAAUUAUGUGUAUGUAUAAAAUAAAAUAAAAAUAAAAAAUACUUUCGUAGCCGCAGUAUGAGGAAAUGAAAUACAUAAGUAAUAGAACAGUCAAAGCUGGUUACAACGCACGAGAAAGGAAAAGUGAAAAAUAAAAUACAAUUGAGAAAAAGAUAAAAU